Messenger RNA from Telopea speciosissima, 1869 nucleotides. RefSeq names its product E3 ubiquitin-protein ligase RLIM-like. The transcript is spliced from 7 exons. The record is from RefSeq and is a predicted model, not a curated record. The coding region runs from base 121 to 1719 and encodes 532 amino acids. NCBI's taxonomy places the organism in Eukaryota, Viridiplantae, Streptophyta, Magnoliopsida, Proteales, Proteaceae.
CUCUCUCCUCCUCAAAACGAAGCUUCACAGGAAAAGCCUUCAACCUAACAUAAAAGGAGCGAAAAAAGGUCAGGAGAAUUGAAACUUGAAAAAGGGGAGGGGUGUGUAAAACUUGUGAGGAUGGGUUCGAGUAACAGCCGUUUGGGUCCUCGACCUUCUCGUCCGCGCGUUAAUCGCUCGAAUCGCAGAUUCUUCUCGUUCAUCUGCGGUGGCUCCACUUCUUACGCUCCAGUUGAGAUGGAAGAUUGUCCAGCUGAAUUAGUGGUGAAUUCUACAAAGGAUCAUAAUCCAAUUAUUACUGAUGAACACCCCAACUCAAUGAAGAAACCUUCUUCAUUUUCCGAUUCAGAAACUGAGUGCUUCAGUUCAAGAGAUGAAAACGGUGCAUCAUCUGAAAGCAGUAAUGGGACCCAUGACGAGACAUCUGUGGAAUAUUGUUCGAGAAGUAUUGCUACAAGCAAGAACAACAAAUUCUUGUCUGGGAGUAAUGAAAUAGUUCCUGAUGGGAUAACUGCUGAAUUUGUUCCUGUUGAAAGAACUAGUGAUGAGGCUAGUACCUCCUUCAAUGGACAGAAAUCGCUAGAUUCAAACUCUGUAAAUGUAGGUGGUUGCUUGAAUGCUUUUAUUGGUGCUGAUGAUACUAAAAAUGAGGGUGGGUCUCAGAUCUUUGAGGAAAGGAUAUGUUCAAGCAGCACAUCUCAUCAUGAACUUGGCGACUCAUGUGCAAAUGCGGCAUCUUGUGUUGGAAAUCAUGCAGAUUCAAUUAUGGGUGUCCAUAGUCCUGAUAUAGAUUCUAUUCCUAGUGCUUUUGAGACACAAGCAACUUCACAAUCACUAGAAGAAGAAUCUGGUCAAGAGACAGUACCUCCAGCUCCUGGAUUUGUUGUGCCAGAUAGGGAAAGAGGCAGAAUAAAUGGAAGUGUAGUACAUGUUGAUGUGGUGAGUAUUUCUUCCAAUAUAUUAUCUAGUAGUACUGGGGAAGUAAGUAACCAUGAAGCAAGAAGGAAUAGUAGAAGAAUGUUUUGGGAUGCUUUUUCAAGACGCACUUCUAGAAGGCAUAGUGAUUCUCCAACCAUAGUUUUCUCAACUGAGGAUGCUGAUGAUCUGGGAACUCAUGACAGAUGGCUCCUUGAUUUCAGUGGUGAUCUCUUUGAGGAUAGCUUUGGAGGUGAUUCAGGAUACCUUGGCAGUAGAAGUCAUGGCACAUAUGAACGGCGUCGGAGUUCGAGAUCGGAGAUCUGGGAAAGACUUCGUGGUGGGUUUGAUGAGAGUAGCCGACGAACUAGUUUUUGUGCAUCUGGACUUCACCCUGAUGGUACCUGCACAUGUGAGAGUUUCUUGAUGACUGAAGAGUCUGGUACUCGUGCAAAUAUUUCACGCAUAGUUAUGCUUGCUGAAGCCUUAUUUGAGGUCUUGGAUGGAAUUCAUCGCCAACCUAUAUCACUUUCGCUAUCAGUCCCAGCUCCAGAAUCUAUUGUUAACUCCUUUCCUCUGAAGAGCCACAAAGGCACAGCUGAGGGUGGAAAUGAUGUGGAACACAGGUGUCACAUUUGCCUGGCCGAGUACGAACAGGGGGAUAAAAUAAGAGUCCUCCCCUGCCGCCAUGAAUAUCAUAUGGCAUGUGUUGAUAAAUGGCUGAAAGAGAUACAUGGGAUUUGCCCACUCUGCCGUGGAGAUGUUUGCGAGGGAGUUGCUCAGGGCACUGUCUCAAACCCAUAAGAGUUACCUCUUCUUUGAGAAGAAACCUUAUGUACAUAUACAUGAAAGUAGAGUAGAAAAGCUUGCUCUUGAGUGCUCUUGAGAUGUUGAAUAUCAUUUCUUUCCUCAAUAAAUAAUAUGUACCCUCUGUAUAUUCAUUUUCCCGCUUGC